Platichthys flesus (European flounder) is the source of this 2562-nucleotide messenger RNA. RefSeq names its product MAX dimerization protein MLX (gene mlx). The record is from RefSeq and is a predicted model, not a curated record. Gene Ontology annotation, cellular component: nucleus. Gene Ontology annotation, biological process: regulation of transcription by RNA polymerase II. NCBI's taxonomy places the organism in Eukaryota, Metazoa, Chordata, Actinopteri, Pleuronectiformes, Pleuronectidae. The transcript is spliced from 8 exons. Gene Ontology annotation, molecular function: RNA polymerase II cis-regulatory region sequence-specific DNA binding; protein dimerization activity; DNA-binding transcription factor activity, RNA polymerase II-specific. Bases 37 to 777 code for a protein of 246 amino acids.
GGCAGCAGGGCUAUCGGUAAUGUAAGCACUAUAAAGAUGACGGACCCGAACGCGUCUCCUGAAGACCACUGGAGACAGACGGACAGUGCCUUCAGCGACGGUGGCUUUGACCCCAGUUUCUUCCCUGAAACAGCCAGAAAGGUUACCGGGGUGUCCAGGGCCAACAGCAUUGGCUCGACAAGUGCCUCUUCAGUACCAAACACAGAUGAUGAAGAUAGUGACUACAGACAUGAGCCGUCAUAUAAGGACUCGUAUAAAGAUCGACGGAGACACGCGCACUCCCAGGCUGAGCAGAAGCGUAGGGACGCUAUCAAGAAAGGUUAUGAUGACCUCCAGGCAAUAGUUCCAACCUGUCAGCAGCAGUCUGACUUUGCAGUGGGAGCACAGAAAAUCAGCAAAGCAACCGUCCUGCAGAAAACAAUUGACUACAUCCAUUUUCUUCAUAAAGAAAAAAAGAAGCAAGAGGAGGAAGUUGCUGUAUUAAGAAAAGAAGUGAUGGCGUUGAAGAUCAUGAAGACGAACUACGAGCACAUAGUGACGGCCCAUCAGAACCACCCACAGCAGGGAGAAGAUCAGGUGUCGGACCAGGUCAAGUUCAACAUUUUUCAGAGCAUCAUGGAUUCUCUGUUCGUGUCUUUCAACAACUGUGUGUCGGUGAACAGCUUCCAGGAGCUCUCCGCCUGUGUUUUCAGCUGGAUCGAGGAGCACUGCAAGCCACAGACGCUGAGGGAGUUUGUGGUCGGAGUGCUCCGGCAGCUCAGCGGUCAGCUGUAUUGAUCGAGUGAAACCUCUGGACUCAGCUCCCAGUUCGUGGGACUUGUUCCGGCCUCUCAGGGUGGACACUGCUAUCAGCCUCGGGGCCACAGCACAGCAUUUACACUCACUUCGGCUCAUCUGUGACUGCCUGGCUGCAUUUGAAUUACCUCAACACCCACUGUGGGCACAGAUGGAAAAGCUGCAUCGGGUUGUUUGAGAUAACAUUCUGAAAGUGUACAUACACAGAGAGCCUCGGCCUCAUCCGCCUCAGCUGACGAUUCGUUUUUCUUACUGUGGUUUUGCUACGAAACGCAUGAGGAAACAGAGCUCAGGGGUCAAAACAAAUGUAAGUCUGCAAACGAAUGUGUCGUGUUGAAUGCAUUAACUCUUCAGUAUAGUUUUUUGCAGUUGCUGCCUGAGUAAACCUCCCUCUGUGUCCCAACAAGCACAAGUUUGUAGUUUCAUGCUGAACCAAAGGGCUCCUCUCAGCCACACCACUCCUGAACCACAGCAGGCAAUGGAGAAUACUCCACCACUACUGUUCUACUGCAGGGUGACCGUCACCUCUCCUAACCGAGUUCUCAGGCCGUUUUCAGAUUUCUAGCUUUAGUGACACAGACUGUGAAGUUUUUAUCGAAGCGCCUGUGACGAGCCGACAGAGAUGCUGAGAUGGCAUGUGUGGCCGGCGUUCCAGUUUGACUCAGGAUCAGGACAACUGGUGAUUUGUGGUCUUAUUUCCAGAUUUUGUCGGACGCAGACUCGUCAUUUUCACAAAGCGCCUGUGUCAAAGUGCGGUGAUAUAGUGACGGCCUCGUUGAAAUAGAAAUCAAGCCAAAAAAACCUCACAAGUUAAUGGAAUGUGUACGUGUCAACAUCACGUUGAAACAAUAAUCAUGGGUAAAAAAAAAUAAACAAAGUGUUAAAAACUUAAACGGGAUUGGAAACGACAUGGCGAUGUGUAUUAUUCAUAACUCCCUGUGCCUUCUAUGAACAAGGAGCAUCAGUUUGUGAAGCCUGUUAUUAAGUAUGCAGCGCUUCACCAUGUUGUUCUGUGAAUAUGACGAAUCUGCAAUCAACCAGCAACCUCUGGAAUACGGCCAACAAAUCACCAGUUGCCAUGAUCCCCAGUUAAACUGGUUUGUAAUGAGGCAGCAUUCAGGUCUGAACUGUAUAUCAUUUUUUAUAUUCAGUCUAUGGACUUUGACGAUACUUGCGUUACACAGCACAUUGUGAACAGAUCCUGUUCAUUGACACGCAGUUAUCCAAUUGCAGUUGUACAUGUUUUGUUUUAUUCUGAAGAGGAUUUUUAAUUACAAAGUGUUGAUUUUACAGUUUUCAUCCUGAAUCAAAAGAAAGUUCUGUUGUUUUCACACAAACAUUUUAAAUGCUGUUUAUUUUCAGUGACAGUGGCUUUUGUGCUGAGUAACAGUAGAAAUUAUGUGAUAGCAUUUGUCUGUGAUUAGAAAAGCUUUUAUAUUUUACUAUUCAGGACUGUUAACACAAUUCACAGGUUCCAGGAGAGAUCCUGAACAGUCCAAAGCAGAGAUCUACAGACAAUCUGCAACGAAUGGAAACAGUUGAUUUCUAAGAUAACAAAUCAGAUUUUUACACAGUUUUGUUUCUGUAGCUACUUUUCUGUUGUUUCUUUAUUCAAAGUGAAACAGAUUUCUGGUGGUUUUCUUUCAGUAGUUUUACAAAAGCCAUUUACACUCACAUGUGACUUCAUGAGGUUUGCCUUUGGAAUCAAUCAUGAUUCAAUACACCAGCUCUGCCUUUGCUUACAAUAAUAAAGUAAUUGUGAUGAUA